GUCCUUUUGGGGUCCUUCCUCCUUCCGUCUCGCUCCGCUAGCUUGCAAGCAGCCGCAGCAGGCGAGAAAACAGGUGCAAAGUAGCCGAAAACGUCGUCGGACUGAGCCGUCACCGAGUCCAUGAUGGUCGGGAAGACGAGUGCCAUCGCGGCGGGAGUGUGCGGAGCUCUUUUCGUCGGUUACUGCAUUUAUUUCGACCGGAAGAGGCGAAGCGAUCCCAACUUCAAGAACAGGCUGCGAGAACGCCGGAGGAAGCAGGUGGCGGCAAAAGAGCGAGCUGGUAUGGCCAAACUCCCUGACCUGAAGGAUGCUGAGGCCGUGCAGAAGUUCUUCCUGGAGGAGAUCCAGCUGGGCGAGGAGCUGCUGGCACAAGGGGACUACGAGAAGGGUGUGGACCACCUGACCAACGCCAUCGCCGUGUGUGGUCAACCUCAGCAGCUCCUGCAGGUCCUGCAGCAGACUCUGCCUCCACCCGUCUUCCAGAUGUUGCUCACCAAGCUGCCCACCAUCAGCCAGCGCAUUGUGAGCGCACAAAGUUUGAGCGAGGACGACAUCGAGUGAGGUCAUGUGACCUGCUGAGGACUGAUGGUGCAAAGCUGGAUUGUUCUGGAAGUUCCUUCAACUAUUUAUGAUUUCCAAAGUUCCACCAGAGAGAAGAAAAGAAGUUCAUGUUGGUCUUUUAUUGGCUGGUAAAGAAUAAAGUCUUUCUUGUUCA
Molecule: messenger RNA, 715 nt
Organism: Entelurus aequoreus (snake pipefish)
Lineage: Eukaryota; Metazoa; Chordata; Actinopteri; Syngnathiformes; Syngnathidae
Gene: tomm20b
Product: translocase of outer mitochondrial membrane 20b
Exons: 5
Coding region: 121-561 (146 amino acids)
Biological process (GO): tRNA import into mitochondrion; protein import into mitochondrial matrix; protein targeting
Cellular component (GO): mitochondrial outer membrane; mitochondrial outer membrane translocase complex
Molecular function (GO): transmembrane protein transporter activity
Source: RefSeq, a predicted model, not a curated record